GAUUUUUUACGUGCAGUGAGAACGUCCCUUUUAUCUAUGUUUUCGUUGCAACUCACUGUAAUUGUGUCUAUAAAAUGUUUGACUUCUGCUAGAAAUAGUUGGUUGGUUUUAGUUUGUGUUGAGGAUCUUCAUAAAAAGGACUGCUUUUGUAUGAGUCAAAAAAUCGAGAAACCAACAUUAUCAGGGCAAAGAAUAAAGACCCGUAAAAGAGAUGAGAAAGAGAAGUACGACCCUACGGGUUUUCGAGAUUCCAUUAUUCAAGGUCUUGACGACAGUGGAUCUGACUUAGAUUUAGUUUUUAAAUUCCUAGACUCUGCUGGGUCAAAGUUGGAUUAUAGACGUUACGGAGAGACAUUAUUUGAUAUUCUUCUUGCUGGUGGUAUAUUAGCUCCCGGAGGUACACUAGCUUUGGAUGUGGAUCCUCUUAAGGUAUCACGAACUGAUGUUUGUAUUUUCAAUGCUGGAGACGAUUUGGAAUCUCUAAAAAACUAUGCUCAAGUUCUCACAAAGUUGAUAAGACGUUACAAGUAUUUGGAGAAAACUUUGGAAGAUGAAUUUAAAAAGGUAUUAGUAUUUUUAAAAGGAUUCACUCUUAGCCAGCGUUACAAAUUGGCCAAAGUUACUGCGAUACUUCUUGCUGGUGGACAAAUUCCUCCUUCUGUUCUUUCUAAAGUUUUACAAGACCAUUUAGUGAAAGAUGGUGUGGCUUUGGAAUUCAUCACUGAAGUUUUCAAAACUUGGCUUCAUGAGAGAGACAGUAUUACAGUAUGGGCUUCUCUUAGAAAAGCCGGGCUAGAUUCUCGUUUAAUGGAAUUUUUCCCUGCAAGCAAAAGAAAUAUUGAAGUUUUGAACAGCACUUUUAAAACAAACGGAUUAAGCCAGUUACUAGAAUUCUUGAAAGCUCAAGAAAAUCAAAGUGUCAAAAAAGAGCUUCAAUUGCAUAUUGGAUUGUUGCUAAAAGAUGGUGCUCAGGUGAAAGAGAUUACUCCAAUUAUAAAGGAACAAAUGAAAAAGCACUCCAUUCCUGAGCAUGAAAUUGCUGUUUUGCUGUGGAUCUCAUUGAUGGCUAUGAUGGAAUGGAACAAAAAAGAAGAAUUAGUCCCUGAACAAGCAGUGAAACAUUUGCGGCAAUAUACUUCUCUCUUGUCUGCAUUCACUCGAAAUGCUAAAUCUGAACUUGCUCUACUUGUCAAAAUGCAAGAAUAUUGCUAUGAUAACAUGAAUUUUUUGAAAGUAUUUGAAAAAAUGGUUGUUCUCUUCUAUAAAACUGAAGUUUUGAGUGAAGAUGUGAUACUGAAGUGGUAUAAAGAAGCUCAUUCUCCUAAAGGGAAAAGUAUAUUUCUGGAUCAAACCCGUAAAUUCAUAGAAUGGUUACAAAAUGCUGAAGAAGAAUCUGAAGGAGAAGAUUAAUAUCAUCAAUUUCAACACACAGACUGCAAUGAAGUGUUUGAAGACUUAUUUUAAAGUAAAUUCUUUUAUAUUUACUAACAAACAAAAAAAAUAUUGUACUAUUCUUUUUAGAAAAUAUCAUCAUGCUGAAGCAUUUCAUCUUUUAAAAACCAAAAAAUCAUUAUACAUGUAGAAUUUAUUUUUCUAUUGGUAGUUCUGGUAUAAAUAUGUGAUGUUAUAUACUAUGACAUUUUUAAAAAAGAUGUUCUAUAAUAUUUUAAAACUGAAUGAAUUAUCACCAGUAAUAAAAGCAUUUGCUUUUUAAAAGAAAAGUGCAUAUCACUUUUCAAUUUUUUUUAAUAUUUAUUUAUAUCCAAUCCUGGUGGUUUUACUUUUGAUGUGUCCGAAAAAGAAAAGGCAUAGUUAAUGGCUUUUUGCCGUAUUUUAUUACCUACAGACAACAAUAGAAUUUGUAUUUUAUUAUGGUUUAUUAUGUUUUAAAUUGUUAUGUAUACUUAAUACUUUGUGAUAUAUUUUUACUAAAAAGCAUCUGUGACUUGUUUUAAUUUAUUCUAAGUGCUAUAUGGAAUAGUGACUUAUGUUGUUUAAAACUUUAAUUUUUUUAAUAGAGAAAUAGAUGGUGUUAUGCUGUUUAAGAUUAUAUUUGAAAUAUAUAUUAGUAGAGGAAAUAAAGUGUGAAUAUUAUUCUCUGGUAAUCAGAGCCUGUUAAUGUGUAAUAGUUCACAUUUAACUUUGUUAAACUUGAGUGAUGUUAAAACGUUCCAUAUCAAUAAAAAGUUUGUUUUCA
Parasteatoda tepidariorum (common house spider) is the source of this 2197-nucleotide messenger RNA. RefSeq names its product basic leucine zipper and W2 domain-containing protein kra (gene kra). Lineage: Eukaryota; Metazoa; Arthropoda; Arachnida; Araneae; Theridiidae. Gene Ontology annotation, molecular function: protein binding. The record is from RefSeq and is a predicted model, not a curated record. Gene Ontology annotation, cellular component: cytoplasm; membrane.